AUUCAUAACGAGUGGCGGGCACUGCUUUAAAAUAAAAAUUAGAAAGAAAAUAAAGACAAACAAAAAUAAGCGAAGCAAAAAUAUCGCAGUGUUCUCUCUUUCUCUCGCGAACAAGAGCUGUUCCCCCGUCGUGAUUGCAGAGGCAGUAAUCGUUGGCCCGCUAUGACUCUUCAAGCUCAAGCCUCGUCGUCCUCUUUCGCCGUUGGCAUUCCGUCGUUCACGUCUCCUCUCGGAGGCUCUCGCCACCGCCUCGUCGUUCGAGCCAAAGUGGAACCUUCUGAUAAGUCUGUUGAGAUAAUGAGGAAGUUCUCCGAGCAGUAUGCUCGGAAGUCCGGAACAUACUUCUGUGUGGACAAGGGAGUGACUUCUGUUGUUAUCAAGGGAUUGGCUGACCACAAAGAUUCAUUGGGUGCACCACUUUGCCCUUGCCGGCAUUAUGAUGACAAACCUGCUGAGGCUGGGCAGGGGUUCUGGAACUGUCCAUGUGUCCCUAUGAGAGAAAGGAAGGAGUGCCACUGCAUGCUCUUUCUCACUCCCGACAAUGAUUUUGCUGGCAAGGAACAGACCAUCUCCUUGGAAGAGAUCAGAGAAUCGACAGCAAAUAUGUAACAUGAUUUAGUGUAUCAUAAUCACUCGUUUAAGCAGGCAUCACUUGUAUUUUGGCUAAGAAUGAGAGAGAAUCAUCAUUGUAUGUAUAUUUUAUACUAAUCAAUAACCAUAUCUGGCUUUUCCGUCCCCCCUCCCAAAAUUUUCUUCAUUUUA
This is a messenger RNA of Juglans microcarpa x Juglans regia, 762 nucleotides long. RefSeq names its product ferredoxin-thioredoxin reductase catalytic chain, chloroplastic. Bases 163 to 609 code for a protein of 148 amino acids. The transcript has 6 exons. The record is from RefSeq and is a predicted model, not a curated record. Gene Ontology annotation, molecular function: oxidoreductase activity, acting on iron-sulfur proteins as donors. NCBI's taxonomy places the organism in Eukaryota, Viridiplantae, Streptophyta, Magnoliopsida, Fagales, Juglandaceae.